Messenger RNA from Cuscuta epithymum, 972 nucleotides. The record is from the annotation of a GenBank genome assembly. Lineage: Eukaryota; Viridiplantae; Streptophyta; Magnoliopsida; Solanales; Convolvulaceae.
UUACGGAUUGCCUUUUUUAGAUAGGGUGAGUAAAGUUUUGAUUGGUGGAUAAUUGUUGGCCGACGUUUUCAGGUGAAAGAGAUGGCGAACCAGGAAAUGGAUUUUCAUUUCAAAUAAAACCGAAGAAACUAAUCGGUGAUCUGAUUUAUUGUACUCAAUGGCGGCGGUGUCGUCAACAGCAUACCAUGGAAAUCCGGAGCUCACCUUCAGGCCUCGACUUCGCCGCUUGUUUCCGUCUAAUGUCAAUGCCACCAGCCAGAGGUCUGUAGCUAUGGCGUCCAUUAAGAAGGUGAACAAGUAUGAUCCGAGUUGGGAAAAGAAAUGGUUCGGUGCUGGGAUAUUCUAUGAGGCAACUGAAGAUGUGGAGCUCGACGUCUUCAAAAAGUUGGAAAAGCGUAAGUUCUUGAGCAACGUGGAGAAGGCAGGAUUGCUCUCAAAGGCAGAGGGUCUUGGUUUCACUCUCUCCUCUAUAGAGAAGCUAGGCUUGUUCUCCAAGGCCGAAGAGCUCGGUCUGCUAAGCCUGCUCGAGAAAGUGGUUAGCUUGUCACCAUCUGCAUUGGCCUCAGCGGCGCUGCCCGUUCUUACGGGCGCCAUUCUGUGCAUAGUGUUGAUUCCAGAUGACUCCGCUGAGCUUGUGGCUGUACAGGCAGUUUUGGCUGGAGUGCUCGGGGUAGGAGCUGUUGGGUUGUAUGUUGGGUCUGUGGUUUUGGAAGGGUUGCAAGAAACUGAAUGAAAAGGCUAUCAUAGGAGUCGUAGCAUAGGAGGACCAGUGCCAUAAAAAUAGCGGUCUGUUGUUCUAUUCUAUGGCACUUUUUAUCUAUAUGGAUUUUGCCAUUUUUAUCUAAUAUGUAUAGUACUCCGUAUUAUACUCCGUAUCACUUGUUAUUUAAAAAAAAUCGUUGGUAAGAAAAGAACUUAUGAAAAGACAAUACUAAACACCAUCGAUCUAAAGUUGCCAAUUUUGCUCAAACA